CAGCCACACCUCACCAUACAGCCACACCUCACCAUACAGCCACACCUCACCAUACAGCCACCUCACAACCCCACCAGGAGGUUUUAAUUGUAGUUUGAGACACUAUAUCAACCUCCCUCCUUCUCUCCAAGAUGGUGAGGUUGAUGGUGACGAUGGUGAUGAUGGUGGCUUCCUGUUCCUGCCUCGGUCUUGUUGGCAGGAGGAUACCGAAGAAUAGUUGGUGGAGCAAGAGGUCGAUGAUGCCCUUCCUCACCCAAACACCUGAAGGAGGAAGUGCCCUGAUGGAUCCUACACGUGGAGGAAGUGCCCUGAUGGAUCCUACACGUGGAGGAAGUGCCCUGAUGGAUCCUACACGUGGAGGAAGUGCCCUGAUGGAUCCUACACGUGGAGAAAAGUCCCUGAUGGAUCCUACACGUGGAGGAAGUGCCCUGAUGGAUCCUACACGUGGAAGAAGUGUCCUGAUCAAUCCUAAUCGAGACGACUCCACAAUCCUCACUUCCCCAGACCAAAAGACCUUGAUAUAUCCAACAUACCCCUUACAAGAUGACAAGCCUCUCAUAUACUCGACAUAUCCUUCGGCCAACGUAGAGUCCUCAGCAUACCCACUCCAGGACUCAGCUAACGAGAAGCCUAUAAAAUACUCAGUAUACUCAUCAGCUAACGGAAAACCUUCAAUAUACUCAGCAUAUUCUUCAGCAGACAUCAAUGACCCUCAGAGUGCCACCAGGGCCAUCUCAACAGUGCCAGAAGUGAGGGAGACUCCGGUGGGGCUUCCUUGGGGGGUCUACCGGCAGUGCUACCAGCGGCCUCUUCCUCCCUUCUCCCCCUUCCUCCGUCACGCUGCUCUACAAGCCACUCUAGACCUGCUGUCACGCUACCACACACACACGCUCGCUCCCCCGCCAAGACAACCCAUGAGAGUCCUUAAAGGUCACGCACACCCACUCCAACGCCAGGAUCAUCACACACACACCCACACACGCACGCCAACUCGACGCAUGGGCGGACGGACGCAAGCCACCCAAACAAAGUUCAUCGGAAUUGCUGAGACCCCAACUGGUGGGCCCUGGAGGAGUGGUCAUGAAUUAUUGAUAACACUGUACACUGGUCUAAUGGACGACUAACAGAGAAAACGCUCCAGUGUCGUUUUCUUCAAUUAUACAACGACCUUCUGUGGAUGAUAUGAUGAUAAACUGAUGUUAUAUGAGAUUUAUAUAUAUAUAUAUAUAUAUACAUUCACACAUAUAUAUUUACUCAUCAUAUUACUUAUACAUACAUAUACUCAUACGACUCAUGUGUGAUGGUAAAUUUUAGAGAACUCAGCUGCGACAGAUUUACCUACAGAUUAUAUUUACAUAAGUUACCCCUCACGUCCCCCUCCAUGUUCUGUUGACUUUGUUUACAUACGAGAGCUAUAUACUUGAGUGAACUAUAUGCUUAACAGAGCUAUAUAGACUUAAUAAAGA
Messenger RNA from Homarus americanus (American lobster), 1466 nucleotides. RefSeq lists its product as uncharacterized. The coding region runs from base 132 to 1124 and encodes 330 amino acids. The record is from RefSeq and is a predicted model, not a curated record. The transcript is spliced from 3 exons. NCBI's taxonomy places the organism in Eukaryota, Metazoa, Arthropoda, Malacostraca, Decapoda, Nephropidae.